Messenger RNA from Fusarium coffeatum, 834 nucleotides. RefSeq lists its product as uncharacterized. The transcript has 2 exons. Lineage: Eukaryota; Fungi; Ascomycota; Sordariomycetes; Hypocreales; Nectriaceae. The record is from RefSeq and is a predicted model, not a curated record. Bases 1 to 834 code for a protein of 277 amino acids.
AUGUUUGAAGUUCCCGAGGCAAAGAGAGUCCGCAGAGAGGACCUGAAUGUGUCAGAUGAUGGCGAGAAUGAGAGUGAUGAUGGACUUCAAGACGCCGAGCUGCGUGCAAAGUUUCAUGCACAAAUGGCGAGAUCAUUGGGCUUGGAUAUUGAUAUGGGGCUGACUUCAGAUGCUCCCAUGAAGGAGUCUCGAUCAGCAAGCAGAAAAGAGACGGAUGACAAAGAUAUAAUGGACGUGGACGCCAAUGAGGCAGCGGAGGAGGACGACCAUGAAGAGGAGUUCGCCUUUCGACUUUUCAGCAAAGCACCGGCGACACAAAAAGUUGUAUUGGAAGAAGACACAGGGCCGACAGGCACCGGCGUGUUUGUCAGUGGUCGGCCUCUAUCCUACUACAUUGUGACAAAUGUACCAGCACAACAAAAACAAGAAUAUGCUAUAGCCUCUAUUAGCGGCGACGAAGUACUUGCAAGAUCAGGCGACAGAGCCUGGGGGCUCGAGCUUCCCUGGAAGGUCACGAAACUCACCAUUAGUCGAAAAGUCAACCCCGAUGAGAAAGCAGAAGGAGAAGGAGAAGGAGAAGAGACUAGAGGGAAACGAAGACCUGGAAAAAAGCAACGAAUAUCACUAAGGAAACGGGCCAAGGCGAAGGAAGAGAAGAAGGCAGCUGAUGCGAAGAAAAUGGCAGACAAGGAAGAACAUAUCAAGGACAAGAAAAAAAGGAUGAACAGAUUGAAGAAGUUGAGGAAGAGGGCCAAGGCGAGAGAACAGAAGCAAACAACCAAAGGAGAGGAUGGGCAGAGCGACGAGUCGGACGGAGAUUCAGGUUCUGAGUAG